AUGUCCAUCGACAGCGAGAAGGCUGAGGCCAAGGGGACCCCCGUUGACUCUGUCAAGGAAGACCAACCCACUCAUGAUGAAAUUGAACACUACUAUCCUGAUGGCGGGAUACGCGCCUGGCUCACGGCAUUGGGAGGCUUCAUCUCCUUCAUCGCUACCAUCGGCUUCCUGAACGCGGGCUCCAUAUUCCAGAGCUACUACGCCACCACUGGAUUCCCCGAGCAGAGUCAUUCCAACAUUGGCUGGAUCGGCAGCAUCCAGGGCUGGGGGUGCUUCUUUUUCGGUAUGUGGUCCGGCCGGCUGUCGGACAGGUACGGACCAACACUGCCCAUGGCGGUGGGCACGUUCUUCAUGGUGUUUGGCAACAUGAUGUCCUCGCUGGCCAACGAGUUCUACCAAGUCCUGCUGUCACAGGGACUUUGUCUGUCCUUUGGCAUGGGUCUAGCCUUUACGCCAGCCCUCGCAGUUCAGUCACAGUGGUUCAUGAAGCGUCGCGGAUUGGUUGUUGGAACGGUGAUGUCGGGCCAGAAUGUAGGAGGUGCGCAUAAUCAAAUCACCAUGGACUUCAAUGGUGUCAUCUGGCCCAUCGUGGGUAACAAACUCCUCAACGAGAAAGGCAUUUCCAUCGGCUGGACCCUACGCAUCAUCGCCUUCAUGCAGCUCGGGCUCAUGAUCGCCGCCACUCUCCUGAUCCAACCCCGAUUCCCUCGAAGCACUGUGCGCGAGCCGCUCCACUUGAAGAGAUACUUCAUCGACAAGCGCACUGUUCUCUUUACCGUGGGCCUCGUAAUCAUGAAUCUGGGCAUCUACGUCCCAUGGUUUUUCAUCACGCCAUAUGCCAUGGAGAUGGGGAUGUCCCCAUCGCUCUCAUUCUACAACGCUUCGAUCAUAAAUGCUGGAGCCUUCUUUGGAUGUUAUGUGGUGGGCUUCAUCGCAGACUUCGGCUUCGGUUUUUUCAACGCCCUCUCGUUGACCUGCGUCGUUUGCGCCGUGACUGCAUUCACAUGGAUCAGUGCGACGAGCAUCGCAGGAAUCAUCUUUUGGGCUUUGGCUUACGGCCUCCUGUCGGGCGCACUCCAGGCGCUCUUUUCACCCUGUCUGUCUCGCUUGGCUCCUUCUCCAGAGGUUCUUGGCGCGUGGACUGGAACUUGUAUUACCAUCAACGCCUUUGCAGUUCUCGGGGUUGGUCCCAUUGCCGGGAAGUUGCUCAUGAGAGGGGGAGGUACCAACUACUUGUGGAUGCAACUCUAUACCGGCGUCGCGCUGACUAUUACGGCCGUCUUGUUUAUGGCUACUCGACUUUCGGUUUCUAGGGAGCGGUGGGUGUGA
Scedosporium apiospermum is the source of this 1329-nucleotide messenger RNA. RefSeq names its product Monocarboxylate transporter. The record is from RefSeq and is a predicted model, not a curated record. Gene Ontology annotation, molecular function: transmembrane transporter activity. Bases 1 to 1329 code for a protein of 442 amino acids. Gene Ontology annotation, cellular component: fungal-type vacuole membrane. NCBI's taxonomy places the organism in Eukaryota, Fungi, Ascomycota, Sordariomycetes, Microascales, Microascaceae. Gene Ontology annotation, biological process: transmembrane transport. The transcript has 4 exons.